UUAACCAUUCACGAUUCUCCAUCUCUUCAACUUCUCCAUUAUAUAUAAACACCCUCAGUCACGACAAAAACACAAACUCUCUUUUAUGUCUCGUUCAACUCUUGGUGUCUCAAUGGCUUGCUCCAAAAGAGUUCUGGUUUUCGCUCUUUUGAGCAUGGUGUUUACGCUGGCUCUGGCCAUGGACAUGUCCAUCAUUGACUACGAUCGCACGCAUGGCCAGCCAGUCAACAGGUCGGAAGUCGAGAUAAGGAUGAUAUAUGAUAGGUGGAUGAUAAAACAUGGGAAGAGCUACAAUGCGUUGGGUGAGAAGGACAGGCGUUUCGAGAUCUUUAAGGAUAAUUUAAGGUUUGUUGAUGAACAUAACGCGGUUGAGAAGACGUACAAAGUGGGGUUGAAUAAGUUUGCAGAUUUGAGUAAUGAAGAAUUUAAGGCGAUGUAUUUGGGUGCCAAGAAAGACCUUAGGGUUGAGAGGAAGGCGAAGAGUGAUAGGUACUUGCAUAAGGUAGAAGAUGAGUUGCCGGAGUCAAUGGAUUGGAGAGGGAAAGGUGCUGUCGCUCCUGUCAAGGAUCAAGGCCAAUGUGGGAGUUGCUGGGCCUUCUCGACCGUAGGUGCAGUAGAAGGAAUCAGCCAGAUUGUAACAGGAGAUUUGAUCUCUUUGUCAGAGCAGGAGCUAGUGGAUUGUGACCGAUCAUAUAACGAGGGUUGCAAUGGAGGUCUCAUGGACUACGCUUUUGAAUUCAUUAUCAAUAACGGUGGUAUUGACACAGAGCAGGAUUACCCUUACAAGGCUACCGAAACAAUGUGUGAUCCAAACAGGAAAAAUGCUCAUGUUGUUACCAUUGAUGGAUACGAAGAUGUUCUAACAAAUGAUGAGAAAUCAUUGAAGAAGGCUGUGGCACAUCAACCUGUCAGUGUCGCCAUUGAAGCUGGUGGCAGGGCUUUCCAACUCUACCAAUCGGGUGUAUUCUCUGGACGCUGUGGAACACAAUUGGAUCAUGGCGUCGUUGCUGUUGGAUAUGGCACAGAAAAUGGUGUGGACUACUGGCUUGUCAGGAAUUCAUGGGGUUCAAGCUGGGGAGAGAAUGGUUACAUCAAGAUGGAGCGCAAUGUUAACACUCCAACCGGCAAGUGUGGCAUAGCUAUGCAGGCUUCAUAUCCCACAAAGAAAGGCCAGAAUCCCCCAAAUCCUGGCCCCUCUCCUCCAUCUCCUGUAAAUCCCCCCAGCCCCACUCAUGUUUGUGAUGAUUACUACUCGUGCCCCGACGGAAGCACUUGCUGCUGCCUGUAUCAGUAUGGCGACUUCUGCUUCGGCUGGGGAUGCUGCCCUUAUGAAUCUGCAACCUGCUGCGAUGAUCAUAUCAGCUGCUGCCCCCAUGACUACCCCGUGUGUGACACCACUGCUGGAACUUGCCUAAUGAGCGCCAACAAUCCGUUGGCAGUAAAAGCUUCAAAUCAAAUUGCUGCUACAAGUAUUAGAGCUCAUCCAAUGGCUGGCAAGAGGAAUAAUAAUAAUCAUUGAGAAGCCUGGAAGUCAUUUUGGGUCUGAAGGAAAACUAAAGAAUGGUUCAGACCUUUGCUAGGAGCAAAUUUUUAAUAUGAUGAUAUGAUUAUUGUAUAUAGUUAAAUAUAUAUUAUCAAACAGCAACAACUCUCAAAUAGGAAGCAGCUUUGAACAACUUUCUAUUGGCUCAGUUGUGUAUAAUACAUUAUUUCAAUUAUUAAUCUAAUAAACUGUCAGCAUUUGAUUUCAAGUUUAAUGUUUUUUUUUCU
Pistacia vera is the source of this 1770-nucleotide messenger RNA. RefSeq names its product probable cysteine protease RD21B. Gene Ontology annotation, cellular component: lysosome. The record is from RefSeq and is a predicted model, not a curated record. Bases 86 to 1519 code for a protein of 477 amino acids. NCBI's taxonomy places the organism in Eukaryota, Viridiplantae, Streptophyta, Magnoliopsida, Sapindales, Anacardiaceae. Gene Ontology annotation, molecular function: cysteine-type endopeptidase activity. The transcript is spliced from 5 exons.